CGCCCCCGCCCCCCGCGCACAGCGUUCUUCCCGGAUCGCUGCCGCCUCCCGCCGCUGCUGGUUCCGCGGGGCGCGUGAGCGGGCGGGCGGCGGGGGCGGACCCUCCUGGUGCGGCCCGACAUGUCGGUGGCGUUCGCGGCCCCGAGGCAGCGGGGGAAGGGCGAGAUCACGCCGGCCGCCAUCCAGAAGAUGUUGGAUGAAAAUAACCAUCUUAUUCAGUGUAUAAUGGACUAUCAGAACAAAGGAAAGACGUCUGAAUGCUCUCAAUACCAGCAGAUGCUGCAUACAAACUUGGUUUACCUAGCCACUAUAGCUGACUCCAACCAGAACAUGCAGUCUCUACUACCAGCACCACCCACACAGAAUAUGCCUAUGGGUCCGGGAGGGAUGAGUCAGAGCGGCCCUCCCCCACCUCCGCGCUCCCACAACAUGUCUUCAGAUGGUAUGGUAGGUGGGGGCCCUCCUGCACCACACAUGCAGAACCAGAUGAACGGCCAGAUGCCUGGACCCAACCAUAUGCCUAUGCAAGGACCUGGACCUAACCAGCUCAACAUGACAAACAGUUCCAUGAACAUGCCUUCAAGUAGCCACGGGUCAAUGGGUGGCUAUAACCACUCAGUGCCAUCCUCCCAGAGCAUGCCAGUGCAGAAUCAGAUGACUAUGAGCCAGGGGCAGCCGAUGGGCAACUACGGUCCCAGACCAAACAUGAACAUGCAACCAAACCAAGGUCCAAUGAUGCACCAGCAGCCUCCCUCCCAGCAAUACAACAUGCCCCAAGCAGGUGGCCAGCACUACCAGGGGCAACAGCCACCUAUGGGGAUGAUGGGCCAAGUUAACCAAGGAAAUCACAUGAUGGGUCAGAGACAGAUUCCUCCAUACAGACCGCCGCAGCAAGGCCCACCACAGCAGUACUCAGGCCAGGAAGACUAUUAUGGGGACCAAUACAGUCAUGGUGGACAAGGUCCUCCAGAAGGCAUGAACCAGCAAUAUUACCCUGAUGGUCAUAAUGAUUACGGUUAUCAGCAACCGUCGUAUCCUGAACAAGGCUACGAUAGGCCUUAUGAGGAUUCCUCACAACAUUACUACGAAGGAGGAAACUCGCAAUAUGGUCAGCAGCAAGAUGCAUAUCAAGGACCGCCCCAACAGCAGGGUUAUCCACCACAACAGCAGCAGUAUCCAGGCCAACAAGGCUAUCCAGGACAACAGCAGGGUUAUGGCCCCUCCCAGAGUGGUCCAGGACCUCAGUAUCCCAAUUAUCCACAAGGACAAGGCCAGCAGUAUGGGGGAUACAGACCCACACAGCCUGGGCCACCACAGCCACCACAACAGAGGCCUUAUGGAUAUGACCAGGGUCAGUAUGGAAAUUAUCAACAGUGAAAAAAUACUCACAUUCCGGUAGGCAAUAUCUAUUAGCAGCCAUAUUAUCUCCUCAGCACUGUGGACAUCUUCCUGAGAUGAGAACCUCCCAUUCCAUCUAGCUUUUGGAAAAAUCUUGUGGCUGUUUUAUGGUAUACAGUCUUUAUGGGUUAAUUGUUAAAGACUGUAGAUUCUCAGAAACUGGUUUCACAUCUCUACUCUAGAUGGCAAUAUUGGACAGAAAAUAUGUGACAUAACAAUAUGCAGCGAGUUAAGAACUGUGUGUCAAAUAGACUGUUACAGACCGAAAGGUGCGAACAGCUUUGUAUGUUUAUGAAGGUUAUGGGAAUUUAAUAUUUUUUCCACAGAUUUUUUUUGUAGGGGGAAAGGGGAAAUGCACACUUUUUACAGCAGCAAUAUUUUGUAUAUUAUGUUUUUCAUGUGGUGAAUAUGCAAGACAGUACACUACUCACUGGGCAGGAUAAGAAAUCUACUGUUAAAAAUGGGUAAAGGCAUGAUAAAUGCUUGAUUGUAUAAGUCUCGAAAUGGUGUACAAUAAAGACAGUGAAAAAAGAUGGAGAGCAUCAUACGUCACUGAUAGGCUCAUGUGCAAAAAAUCCCAGUUAUCUAAAUGGGAACAUAAUUAAGGACAGUAUAAUAUAGUCUUGUGCAAAGAUUAAUUUUUUAAGCUUUCCAAUUUUUCUGAGUGAAGCAUUUUUGUAAAAAUUAUUUCUAACAUAGUUUGACAAUUUUCUGCAACAUUUUUUGGGUAACAAGAUAAACGUUUGGGUUUUAUUUCUCAAGUGUUUUGUCACAGCUUUGCAUAAGCAAGCUAUAAUCCCUCUUAUUAAUUGCAAUAACAAAGAAAAUGACAAGUGUUAAUUUUACUUGGCUUGAAUAUGCAAAGAACUUGAAAAAGAAUAUGGAGGACAGGACUGUAUUGUAUAAGUGUAUUUUAACCUUUAGUUGAAUAAUUUGUAUGUAUCAAAAUAGCCUAGAAGACUUUGUAAAGCCUAUCUAAACUUCCCUAACUAGGAGUUAAUAUCUUUAGAAAGGGGGCAUUUUUUUGUGCGUGUCCAUUUUUCUUAUUGGUUAACAUGAGACCAAGGGAUCUUUUAUAACAUCAAAUGUAAAACCUGUUGGUGAGGUAAAUGCCAGAUUUUGUUUUGAACUGCAUUAAUGCUUCUAGUGUUGCAUGUGAGAUAGAGGCAGCACCUUGAUCAAUAGCAUAGUACACAAAAAUUUGGUUUUGAGAGGGUCCUGCAACUAUAUGUCAGAUAACUAAAUUGAUAUUCUGAUGUGCAGGAAUAUAUACAUUCAGGAAUUCCUGGCAACUUUUAUAAAGGACAAAACUUAAAAUUGGCCCGGUAGUUUUUGUUUUUGUUUUUUUUUUUUCAGUUGGCCAUCAUGUUUGUUGAGGGGGGGUGGGGAAUAAAAACAACUGGUGUUCAUAAUAUAUAUGACUAUUAUACGUGGAAGACAAGAUUUUAAAUUUGCUCAUCAUUUUUCAAGGGAAAACACUUUUCUUAAAGUCGGUAGAAAACACACAUCAAGGUUUGAACAGAUACGGCAUGAGAAGCAUUGUUAUGAAUGAAAUGCUUGUAGGUUCUGUGCCAAUUUUCCACCACUGUGUACUUCAUUGGUAUUUAAAACUGUACUCCAUCAAUUCUAACGAAAGAAUAAAUUAUUUGUGAUUUUAA
Messenger RNA from Columba livia (rock pigeon), 3056 nucleotides. RefSeq names its product SS18 subunit of BAF chromatin remodeling complex (gene SS18). The transcript has 11 exons. Gene Ontology annotation, molecular function: transcription coactivator activity. Bases 121 to 1377 code for a protein of 418 amino acids. Lineage: Eukaryota; Metazoa; Chordata; Aves; Columbiformes; Columbidae. The record is from RefSeq and is a predicted model, not a curated record.